UAGGUAGAACCUGAAAGAAGAGACGCAGAAAGGGAAAGAUAUUAUUGAUUACCAAAAGAUACGUUUUCUAAUUUUCUAAUGCACCAUUCUUCUGCCACACUGUAGUCUCUGAUAUGUCAAGUAAACUUGCAAAACGAUUAUUUUCAACUGCCAUAUCAAUGUCUACAAACCAAUUUGUGAAAACUCGUCAGGAUGGUCCUGUUUUUUUGAUUGGAAUUAACAGAGCUAACAAGAAGAACUGUGUGAAUCAUGCAACUGCACUACAACUGAUUGAUGCAUUUGAAAAGUUCAAUGAAGAUUCAACAAUGAAAACUGCUGUCCUAUACGGAGAAGGUGGUACUUUUUGCGCUGGAUAUGAUCUGGAGUCUGUUUCAAAAGCUGAACAUCAAGAAGUUUCGGAAGAUUUUUGUGACAAGUACAGAUAUAUGGGACCAUCAAUCAUGAAAAUCAAGAAACCGUUGAUUGCUGCAAUUGAAGGAUUUGCAGUUGCAGGUGGUCUAGAACUGAGUCUGAUGGCUGAUUUACGUGUUUCUUCUCCUUCUGCCAAGUUUGGUGUCUUUUGUAGACGAGUUGGUGUUCCAUUGAUUGAUGGCGGAACAGUUCGGUUACCACGUGUUAUCGGAUUGGGAAGAGCACUGGAUAUGAUACUGACUGGACGGGAAGUUGGAGCACAAGAAGCUCUUCAAUGGGGACUUGUCAAUAGAAUCUCGGAUGAAGGAAAAGCUGUUGAGGAGGCAGUGAAACUCGGAAAACUUAUUGCUUCUCAUCCGGAAAUAUGCAUGCUGGCUGAUAGAGAAUCCACGUAUUACUCGUUAGAACACACGGAGCAUGAGAGUUUUGAAUACGAAUUCGGGAGUACAAAAGUGCUCGCUGAAAGUAUAAAGGGAGCACAGCAAUUUAUGGAGAAACAGAAGAACAAGAAAUCAAAAUUGUGAAAAUAACAAGAAACUAUAAAUAAUGUAUUUUCUAAAAUUCUAAUAAAUUACCGGUAUUGAAAAAAAAA
This is a messenger RNA of Caenorhabditis elegans, 1003 nucleotides long. It is a transcript of the gene ech-3, whose product is annotated as Enoyl-CoA hydratase. NCBI's taxonomy places the organism in Eukaryota, Metazoa, Nematoda, Chromadorea, Rhabditida, Rhabditidae. Gene Ontology annotation, molecular function: catalytic activity. The record is from RefSeq and is marked reviewed. The transcript is spliced from 3 exons. The coding region runs from base 159 to 935 and encodes 258 amino acids.